Molecule: messenger RNA, 1831 nt
Organism: Drosophila rhopaloa
Lineage: Eukaryota; Metazoa; Arthropoda; Insecta; Diptera; Drosophilidae
Gene: RIOK2
Product: serine/threonine-protein kinase rio2
Exons: 4
Coding region: 82-1728 (548 amino acids)
Biological process (GO): maturation of SSU-rRNA; protein phosphorylation
Cellular component (GO): nucleus; preribosome, small subunit precursor; cytosol
Molecular function (GO): protein serine/threonine kinase activity; ATP binding
Source: RefSeq, a predicted model, not a curated record
UCUAGUGUACCUGCACGUGUAAAACAAAAACAUUGAUAAAUGCAUUGUAAAGCACUGUAAAACUGCAAAAAUAAAACGAAAAUGGGUAAAUUAAACGUAACAGUGCUGCGCUACCUGACCAAGGAGGACUUCCGCGUCCUCACGGCCAUCGAGAUGGGCAUGAAAAACCAUGAGCUGGUCCCCGGACCUUUGGCUGCUGCCAUUGCGAAUCUGAAGACGGGUGGAGUCCACAAGUUGCUCAAGGAACUCUGCAAGCACAAGCUGUUAGCCUAUGAGCGCGGCAAGAAGUAUGAUGGCUAUCGCUUGACCAACACGGGCUACGAUUACCUGGCUUUAAAAUCCCUUACCUUGCGGGGAUCGGUGAGCUCCUUCGGCAACCAGAUCGGCAUCGGCAAGGAGUCCAAUAUCUAUGUUGUGGCUGAUGAGGAGGGUACUGCCAUUUGUCUGAAACUCCACCGAUUGGGUCGCACUUGCUUCAGAAACGUGAAAGCUAAGAGAGAUUACCACGGUCGCCGGCACAAGGCCUCAUGGUUGUACCUGUCUCGCAUAUCGGCCACCCGUGAGUUUGCCUACAUGUCCGCGUUAUACGAUCGUGGAUUUCCUGUCCCCAAACCCAUCGAUUUCAAUCGUCAUUGCGUUCUCAUGGAUCUCGUCAAGGGCUGGCCCAUGACCCAAGUUCAUGAGCUGCUUGAUGCUCCACAGGUAUACGAUGACCUCAUGAAUCUGAUUGUUCGACUGGGGAAUUCCGGGGUUAUCCAUGGCGAUUUUAACGAGUUUAAUUUAAUGGUGACGGACGCCGGCAAGCCCAUACUGAUUGACUUUCCUCAAAUGAUGUCCACCUCGCAUGAGAAUGCUGAGUUCUUCUUCGAUCGCGAUGUAAACUGCGUGCGUGAAAUGUUUCGUCGCAAGUUUGGAUACGAAAGCGAAGACUACCCCAAGUUCAGCGAUUUGGUGCGCGAAGAUGAUCUAGAUGCCGAGGUACAUUGCACGGGCUAUGGCUUCACCAAGGAGAUGGAGCAGGAUCUGCUUCAGGAGUACGGCAUGGUAGAGCAAGUAGAUGAGGAUGACGAGGGAGAGGAUGUUGAAGAGGAGGAGGAGCCUCCCACCUUGGUUACUGCAGCAGCUGUAGAGAUUGACGAAUGUCGACGUCAGGUGGAGAACGAGGUGUUCUACAGCGAGACCAAGCCAGCACAAAAGUCAGAUGAUGCAGUACGUCGCUACAUUGAAUCGUGCACGCAAUAUCUGGGUAAUCUGACUGUAGGACCUGAGGUUUCCGAUCAGACACUGCCUCAGGAAGUAGAUGUUUCCCUUCCGGUUGAAACUUCACAUGUUAUUCCAGCCGUCGUUGAAGCUCAAGAAGUUAUUCCAGCCGUCGCUGAAGCUCCAGCUGCACUCAGUGCUACGGAAGACGUCAGGUCAAUCAGUUCCAACGAUCUGGAUACCGACGAAGUGCCUGAGUUGGUUGGUCUGGAUCCCAACUCACGCAUGUAUCGCCUCAAAAUGGUCGAACAAAUGCUAAAUGAUGCAAGAAGUCAGCGCUCUUACUCUACAACAACCAGCACAAUAGCUCCGUCUGUGAUUACCGACCGAAUACGGCGCAACAUGGACAUAAAGGAGAAGCGGGAGCAGCGCAAAAAGUGUGUGGCCAAGGGAGAAGCAAGUGCUGUGCAUCGUCAUCGCAAGGAGAACAAAGAUGUGGUAAAGGAAUACGCCGGCUGGGACUUCUAAUUCUGGUUGAGCCUAAAAAUCUAUUAGAAAAUAGACAACUCUUUCUUACUCCUUAUAGUGAUAUGUAUAUUUAAAAUAAAGAGAGCCUGCUCUUAAGAUUUCA